Messenger RNA from Brassica rapa (field mustard), 1477 nucleotides. Its product is annotated as pentatricopeptide repeat-containing protein At1g01970. The record is from RefSeq and is a predicted model, not a curated record. Gene Ontology annotation, molecular function: protein binding. NCBI's taxonomy places the organism in Eukaryota, Viridiplantae, Streptophyta, Magnoliopsida, Brassicales, Brassicaceae.
UGCUGGUGUCGUGUUCUAUCCACCAGAAGAAGUUCAGUUUUCUUUUCUCGGCGAACUUAAAGCUCCGCUCACAAUCUUCUGGGUAUUUUCUAUGAUCCUUUGGCUCUGAGGUGUAUGAUGGGAGUUUAUAGCUGUAACGCAGUGUUGAACAGCGUCUUCCCCUUUGUUGGUGGUGGUGGAAGCCACCAUAAGCUCUACUUUAGUCCAAAAACCCCCUUCUCUGUAGAAGAAUCUCGUCAUCGUUUUAGUUGCAAAUGUAGGAUGGCUAUGGAGGUUGUAGACAAGGAAGAAAAGGGCCCUCCUAGAAGAUUCAAUUGGGUUGAUGUGAAUAGUCAUCAUAUUACAGAAGAACAAGAGGAGGCAAUCACUCGGAUUCCUGUAAAGAUGUCAAAACGCUGUCAAGCGCUUAUGAAGCAGAUAAUAUGCUUCGAAAAGGGUAGCAGCUUUAGCGACAUGUUAGGUGCUUGGGUUAGGAGGAUGAAACCCAUUCGAGCUGACUGGCUUUCCCUUCUUAAAGAGCUCAACAAUCUUCACUCUCCCUUUUAUAUCAAGGUGGCUGAAUUUGCGCUGCUGGAGGAUUCCUUUGAAGCCAACCCCCGCGACUAUACCAAGAUCAUCCAUUACUAUGGGAAGCUUAACCAAAUCCAAGAGGCUGAGAAAACUCUCGUUUCUAUGAAAAGUCGAGGCUUUCUCAUUGAUCAGGUCACCCUAACUGCCAUGGUUCAGUCGUACAGCAAGGCAGGCUUUCACCGCUUGGCUGAAGAAACUUUCAACGAUAUCAAGUUGCUCGGGGAACCACUUGACUAUCGAUCCUAUGGUUCCAUGAUUAUGGCCUACAUCAGAGCUGGCACUCCGGAGAAAGGAGAGGCUUUGCUCAGAGAAAUGGACUCCCAUGAUAUCUGUGCCGGGAGAGAGGUUUACAAGGCCUUGUUGAGAUCCUACUCUAUGUCUGGAGAUCCCCAAGGAUCCAAGCGUGUUUUUGAUGCUCUUCAGAUCGCGGGGAUCACCCCCGAUGCAAAGCUAUGUGGACUGCUCAUCAACGCAUACAGUGUCUCGGGUCAGAGCCAGAAUGCGCGUUUGGCUUUUGAGAAUAUGAGAAAAGCCGGAAUCAAAGCUACUGACAAGUGUGUGGCUCUUGUGCUCUCUGCAUAUGAAAUGGAAGAAAAGCUCAAUGAGGCGUUAGGGUUCUUAGUUGAGCUUGAGAAAGACUCGAUCAUGGUUGGGGAAGAAGCUUCUGCUGUGCUGGCUCGGUGGUUUAAGAAGCUUGGUGUUGUUGAAGAAGUUGAGUUACUUCUCAGGGAAUUUUCAUCCCACAAGACACUCUGACAGGCAGGCUUAAGAGAUUGGGAUCCACAUCAUCAUGCUUGCAAACGAGAUACACAAUCUGAUGUUUCUAUCUACUAUGCAAUGGUUCAAUAUAUUAUCUAAUCCAUUGUCCAAUAUACUUGCAUUCUAAUCUCAUGUUCUAUUUACUGUC